This is a messenger RNA of Didymosphaeria variabile, 879 nucleotides long. RefSeq lists its product as uncharacterized. The transcript has 2 exons. Lineage: Eukaryota; Fungi; Ascomycota; Dothideomycetes; Pleosporales; Didymosphaeriaceae. The coding region runs from base 1 to 879 and encodes 292 amino acids. Gene Ontology annotation, molecular function: monooxygenase activity; iron ion binding; oxidoreductase activity, acting on paired donors, with incorporation or reduction of molecular oxygen. The record is from RefSeq and is a predicted model, not a curated record.
AUGGCGUACUACAAAAAGGUCCGCGAUUUCAUUGUUGCACGUCGUGCGGAGGGAAAGCAUGCGAGGAGAGAUCUAUACUCGUUUGUGGUGGACAUCAAGGACCCUGAGACAGGAGAAGGAUUGCGGUUGCGCGACAUAUGGUCCGAAGCGGCCUUCUUUGUACCAGCGGGUGGCGACACGACUUCUACAGCCUUGACAGCCGCAUUGUUCUAUCUCUCGCGCUACCCAGAAUGCUACAAGCGCCUCGCCAACGAGAUUCGCAAUGCAUUCACAUCGGGCGUAGAAAUCCGCCACGGCACGAAGCUUUCUGGCUGCACCUACCUCCGCGCCUGUAUCGACGAGGCGAUGCGAAUCACCCCACCCAUAGCCACCACGCUCUGGCGCCAGCUUCCUGAGUCCGAUAAUGAGCAGCUUUUCGUUGUCGAAGGCCAAGUCAUACCUCCUGGCACUGAAGUCGGCGUGAACAUCUACACCAUGCACCAUAAUGAAGAAUAUUUCCCAGAUUCGUAUUGCUUCAAGCCUGAGCGUUGGCUGGAUGAGUCACUGGGGAGGAAGAAACUUAUGCACGAUGCCUUUACGCCGUUCUCGAUCGGAUCACGCGGUUGUGGUGGCAAAGCAAUGGCGUACCAGGAAGCGAGUAUUGCUAUUGCGAAGACCUUCUGGUACUUGGACUUUGAGCGUCCGGCGCAUGACAUGAAGGCAGAUCGGGUGGGCGAGAUCACGCAAUAUAGCGGAAAGCCAGAAUUGGAGGCCUUAGAUCAGUUUGCCUCUGUUCACAGAGGCCCAAAUCUCGUAUUUCGACUGAGAGAUGAGGCAAGAGAUGAGCUCUUUGAGACGGAGAAACUGAGCUAUAGUACGAUACUAGAACUACACUCUUGA